Benincasa hispida (wax gourd) is the source of this 1111-nucleotide messenger RNA. RefSeq names its product late embryogenesis abundant protein At1g64065. Gene Ontology annotation, biological process: defense response to other organism. The record is from RefSeq and is a predicted model, not a curated record. Lineage: Eukaryota; Viridiplantae; Streptophyta; Magnoliopsida; Cucurbitales; Cucurbitaceae.
GCAAUGGCAAAAGGGUAGGGCGAAAACAAAACAGACCUCCGCCGGCGCAUUCCAAAACUGACCUCUCCGCUUCCCACGAAUUUCCCAUUCUCCCCUUACCACUCACUAACCGCUUUCUUCCACUUUCCCUAUAAAUUCUCUCUCUCUCUCUCUCUCUCUCUAGAACCAAAAACCCUCUUCUUCUUCUUCUUCUUCUUCUUCUUCUUCCUCCUCUCUUCUCUGUAACAACAAAACAGGAAAAAAAAUGGUGGAAGACAGCCAGAGCUUUCCAUUAGCGCACUACCAAGCUCACCACAAAUCCGACGAAGAACAACAACUCGCCACUUUCAAAACUCUCCGUAAAGAACGAUCCAACAAAUGCUUCAUCUACGUCUUCUCCACCUUCGUCUUCCUCAGCGUCGCCGUUCUAAUCUUCGCUCUCAUCGUCCUCCGCGUCAAUUCCCCUUCUAUUCAACUCUCUUCCGUUUCAAUCCCCAAGUUCUCAAUCACUAACGCUAAUUCCUCUUCUCCUUCGCUUAAUCUCACCAUGAUUGCCGAAUUCACCGUCGAUAAUUCCAACUUCGGUCCUUUCAAUUUCGACAACGGCACCGUCGGUCUAAUGUAUGGCGGCGCCAUCGUCGGCGAGAAGAGUACUGGUGCCGGCAGAGCUGAGGCUAAGGGGAGUAAGAGGAUGAAUGUUACUAUGGAAGCUUCGGCGAAGAACAUCAGCAGUGAUUCGAAUAAUUUGGGGAUUUUGAAUCUGAAUAGCUUUGUGAAAUUGAGAGGCAGAGUUCGUUUGAUUCAUAUUUUCAGGAGGAGGACUUCGUCGGAGAUUACUUGUUCUAUGAAUCUUGAUAUGAAUACUCAUCAAAUUCAGUAUAAUUGGGUUUGUGAAUAGUGAUCAGAAUCGGAAUCCAUCAACUCCAGAGAGCCCUAAUUAGUUUAUUUUUCUUUUCAAAUUCGUUUAUUAUUAUUCCUUUUUUUGUUUUUCUUACAAUUUUGGUGGGGUUUUUCCCUUUUCUGCACACGAUGUAAAUAUAUAUGUGGUUUCCGAAACUUUUUUUUUUUUUUUUUUAAAUAUAUACUGUCAUUAUUCCUUUUUGCAUAUUCUUAAUGAACGAUAAUAGCAACA